AUGGCGGAGGAGGAGACGGAUUCGGAACAAGACUGCGACGACGACGCGAGCGAGGUAUCUGUGCCACGUGUCAAAGCGCCAUUGGCGAACGCCAAGGCGAAAACCAAGAAGGGGAAGAGCCACGCGGAAAAAGAAAGGCCGCGCAGCAGGCGUUCUUCCGCGGAGCACAGUAGCAGCGGCGGGGGUGAUUCCGACGCCGGCGGAGGGGGCGGAGUUUCCGCCGCGGGGAGAGCGGGAAGCGACGCGGAAGAGCCUGGCGCGCGGAAGCCCCCCCCCGCGUUUCCCCCGUCCGCGUCUUCCGCAGGGAAAGAGAUUGAGGGGAGCCGCAUGGACCGGCUGAGAGCGCCGGAGGUGGGACAGCGCCAGGUGCUCCGCCACAUGGAGAAGGGCGGCGGAGCUGGCGCGGGCGGCGGAAAGGGGCGCCAUCGGCGCAUCGGGAGCGUGGAUCAUAAUAUUUAUUCCGCUGCUAUGCCGCUCACGAAGGGGCGGCUGGCUGGCGGCGCGGGGGCUGCGGCGGGGAGGGAUCAGGGUUACGGGGAUGCGGAGGGGGGAGGGAUGGGCGCGGGACGCGCGGGGAUGAGGGGGAUAGCGUCUCCCGUUCAGGAGGAUGACGGGGAGGGAACGGAGCGCAGCUCGCCGACGGAAUCCGUCGCGUUGUCUGACGUGUCCGUGGCUACGGGGCGCGACGCGCCAGGUGGCAGCGCGAUCGGCGGCGCGAGCGCCGUCAGCGCCGCAAUUUCCGCCCACAGAAAGCGGCUGGGGAUCGGGGGAGACGGGGGGAGCGAGCGGGGGAGCGAGAGGGGGAGCGCGGCGGGUUCGCCCAGGGGGGAGUCUGGAAGCACAGGGUCUCCGCGGAGAUCCGCUAUAGGGCUGAAAAAGCUACAGCUAAGAGUGGAAAUCGGGGCAGAUGAUAGCGGGGAUGAGGGCAGGGAGGUUAAACUGGUGGCGGUAGGCCCCCCCGCGGGGAAGGCGGGGGGAGGGGGGAUGGGGGGAGAGGGGGCAGGGGGAAGCGGAGCAGGAGGAAUGGGAAGAGGAGUGCGGGGGGUGGCGGGGAUAGGAUCGGUGAAAGAGAGAUCUGGGCUGAGGAGGGAGGGUAGUGGUGUGAGAGGGAGUGCGGGUGGGGGAGCGUUGGCGGCACUACAGAAGGGUGCGCACCGGCGCAUAUCGUCGUGGGUGGACGGGGGCAGCCUGCGGCACACGGACUUCAUCCUUCGCAAGCCGUACCGCGACGUCACCGAGGUGUUUGACGUGCAGGAGGAGGAGCUGGGCGUGGGGCAGUUCGGAGUGAUUCGAUCAUGUGUGAAUAGGGUGACUGGGGCACUCUUGGCAUGCAAGACGAUCAGCAAGGAGAGGAUCGUGUGCCCCGAGGAUGCAGAGGACGUGCGGAAGGAGGUGCAGCUGAUGCAGCAGCUGAGGGGCCACCCCAACAUCAUCGACCUCUACGAGACAUUCGAAGAUAGCAAGCACGUGCACCUGGUGAUGGAGAUCUGCAAGGGCGGGGAGCUGUUUGACCGCAUCAAGCUGAGGGGGCAGUACAGCGAGCGCAGCGCUGCGCUCGUGUGCCAGACGCUGGUGGAGGCGCUCCUCUACUGCCACUCCAACGGCAUUGCUCACCGCGAUGUGAAGCCGGAGAACAUUCUGCUCAUGCACAAGGAUGAUGACACCAACAUUAAAGUCAUCGACUUUGGUGUUGCUACAAGGUUCAGACACGGCGAGCCUCUCACUGAGUUCGUAGGCACGCCCUACUACAUGGCCCCAGAGGUCCUCACCGGCUCGUACGGCCCCGAAUCCGACAUCUGGUCGGCAGGGAUCGUCCUAUACAUCAUGCUGUGCGGCUUCCCGCCGUUCUGGGCGGCGAGCAACGAGGGCAUAUUCGAUGCGAUCCGGCGCAAGGAGGUGCAGUUCAAGUCCGCCAAGUGGCGCACUGUGACCGAGGACGCCAAAGAGCUUAUAAAGAGGAUACUCGUUAAAGAUCCCCGCAAGAGGAUCUCUGCACUGGAGUUGCUCGGCGAAAAGGAUCGCGACCACGCGGCCAAGCCACGGGACCACCACCACGCGCCUGCCACGUCAGCCGUGGGUUCUGCUGCCACGUCAUUGGGAGGAACUGGAGGCGGGCUAUCAGCGGCUUCUGCUGUGGGUCCACCUGGGUUUUCGUUCCCUGCCACCGCUGCCAUGUCAUCUGCACCUGCGGGGGUGCGGCCAUCGUCACCCAACGUCCGCCCGCCUUCACCUCUAACCCAGCAAGCCUCUGUUGCCUCUGAGCCCACCGCAGCAGGAGCGAUGCAAGCUGCCGGCAGUGCAGAGCCGGUGCCGUCGAGACCCCAUUCCGUCUCCACCCAGUCACCUCUGGCACCACUGCCACCUGCAUCAGCUACAGCGCCCCAGCAAUCCCACCAGCCGCACCAGGCCCAGCAGGCCCAUCAGGCACAGCAGCGGCACCAGGAGGAGGUGCAGAGAAUGCUGGCGGCAAAGCGGGCGGCAGUGCAGAGAGCAAGGCAGAUGGGCGCCACAGGGCACUUCAAGCCGUGCGACUCCAUGUUUGGGAAUUUCCUCGUUCCUGUUAUCCCGUUCCAGCAACCGUAG
Molecule: messenger RNA, 2583 nt
Organism: Closterium sp. Naga37s-1
Lineage: Eukaryota; Viridiplantae; Streptophyta; Zygnematophyceae; Desmidiales; Closteriaceae
Source: the annotation of a GenBank genome assembly